Molecule: messenger RNA, 321 nt
Organism: Lithohypha guttulata
Lineage: Eukaryota; Fungi; Ascomycota; Eurotiomycetes; Chaetothyriales; Trichomeriaceae
Exons: 2
Coding region: 1-321 (106 amino acids)
Source: RefSeq, a predicted model, not a curated record
AUGGCGUUUGAAGAAGAGUUUGCCAGCGGUAGACGACCAUAUCGUGUCGAAAAUCGAGCACCAAGGGAUUACCCCCGAUUUUGGGAUGAUCCUGAUGGACCAGAGGGAUAUACACCCUCUACGAUUGGUGAGCCUGAUGAUCUUGAGCCUCCUGGUGCGAGCAGCCAGGGCGGCAACCGGAGGGGCAUUGAGCAAAGCUAUCGGACGGAUAGGACAAGCAGACAAGGACCUUCUGGCGGAGGACGUGGUUACGAUAUGCGAGAUCGCGCGCCCGUUUCAGGUACCUUGUCGCGAUUCACCCGUCGAAGCAAGGCUCGCUAG